Molecule: messenger RNA, 1805 nt
Organism: Phascolarctos cinereus (koala)
Lineage: Eukaryota; Metazoa; Chordata; Mammalia; Diprotodontia; Phascolarctidae
Product: nucleoside hydrolase-like
Molecular function (GO): hydrolase activity, hydrolyzing N-glycosyl compounds
Source: RefSeq, a predicted model, not a curated record
UUGGUUACUAACGGCCUUUUUACCCCUGGCCGAGCACCAGAUUUGCGCUGGGCAGGUGGGCACAUCGUUCUCUCCAGGAUCUCCAUUUUGCAUGCAGAGAACAGGAAGGCGUGUUUUAGGAGCAGCCACGUGGGACCGUCGCCCCGCGGGGGUGACCGAGGCCGGGCUCGUGGACCUCGCGCAGCGCGCGCCCUGCUUUGGGGAAGCCGGGGGCUCUCGGGGACGGCUGCACGCGCGGCUUGGAGACAGUAGAAAUUCUAGCAAUGGAAAAGAAAUUCCUGUUGGUUGAUGUUGACGCUGGAGUUGAUGAUGCUGCUGCCUUAAUGAUGGCUCUGGCAGCACCAAAUGUUGAAAUCCUGGGCAUCACUUGCUGUUUCGGAAAUACUACGGUGGAAAAUGUGUGUAAAAAUGUCCUUCGGGUAUUAAAAAAGUGUAACCAUUUACAGAUCCCAGUUUACCAGGGUGCUUCUUCCCCUUUACUUAACACAAUGAAAAAAGAUUAUUUUUAUGGAACAGAUGGCUUAGGGGACGUACCUGAUGCUGACGCUCCUGGGUUCGACCAAGUGCAACAGGAACACGCUGUAGCUGCAAUGAUACGGAUCAUCAGUGAGAGACCUAACAAGGUAACUCUGGUUGCCACUGGGCCUUUGACUAAUAUAGCACUGGCAGUGAAAAUGGACCCAACGUUUCCUAAGAAAAUUAAAAAUAUGUCUAUAAUGGGAGGCAAUAUGUACUCCAGAGGAAACAUUGAUAUCUGUGCAGAAUUCAAUUUUGCAGCAGACCCAGAGGCAGCUUACAUUGUCUUAAAUGAAUAUACUUGUCCAACUGCUAUUGCGACUUGGGAAUUUGCAAGUUCGAAUUCGCUACCUUGGGAAUUUUAUGAAAAGUGUACCUCACAGGACAGUGAAAAGGCAAGAUUUUUGAAAGAAAUCUAUACAGUGACCAUAGGGUAUCAAAAGCGUCCCAUUCCCAAGUUAAGAGCCCUCUACCGAAAACCAGGAUUUGUGUCUUGUGAUUGCUUUGCAAUGGCAGCUGCAAUUGAUGAGGACUUGGUCACAGAAUCCAUGUUCUGUGCCGUAUCUGUGGAACUGACUGGCUCCCACACCCGAGGAAUGAUGAUUUUGGAUAUAGAUGACAGGCUUCAGAAGAAAAACAAAGUUUCAAUCGCGAAAGAGCUGGAUGUGGAAAAAUUCAAAGGUCUUCUGAUGGCUGCUUUGAAAUAGUAAUAGUAAUAAUAAUAAUAAUAAAAGCAAUAGCUAGCACUGAUAUAGCAUUUUAAGGUUUGCAAAGCACUUUCUAUGUGCUAUCUCAUUUGAUUUGAAAUAAAGUUUCCAUUAUAAUCUCACAUAUAAUAAUUAUAAUAUCAGAUCUUUUGAAAUAAUUUAGAUUCAGAUAUACAUCCAAAUAUUAGAACCAAAUUCUAAUUUUAAAAUCUUAAAAGGAAAAUUUCAAAAUGUUCACUGAAACUGAGUUCUGAUAGGGUUUCAGCAUGUUGGUGUUUCAUGAAGGAUAACGUUUAAAUAUUAAAUGUGUGAAUUCAAACUAUUCUCAUAUUAUUGCAUUGCAUGGACUCCAGUCUGAGAUCUUUGCAGUUUUCAAAAGCAAUGGCUAUGUCUGAAUCCAUUGUGACUGAGAGAAUUCAAUGAUUUAAUUCCCCUUCCCUCAUACAGAUGGCAUUGUAAAUAAUUGACAGAGGCAGACCAUCAUAUGCUACUUUUUGUCUUGAUUUUACUAGUUUAAAUUAGAAUUCAAUUUGUUCCCAUGGAAAAAGUCUUCUGUUUAAUAAAAGCUUAAGUUCUGACUGA